UAUUUUUUUCUAUUUCCAGAUGCAACCAUGACAGACUGUAACUCACUGAACACAGCCUUUGCAGUGCUUCUUGUCUCUUUAUGUGGAGUGGCAGAUGUGUUGAGAUUAGUGUCUGGGUCCUGCCAGUCAUCCGUUUGUAUGAAUGGAGGUUCAUGCAUCUCAUAUCAAGUGUCUACCACUGCCACUGCCAACAUAACUCAGGAAGCGUGCUUAUGUCCAGAGGCAUUUACUGGUCAGCAUUGCGAAGAAUCAGCAACAUACAUCUACUUGGAAUGGACUGCCUACGCUGUACUGGAAAGUGAGCCGGAGAUCCACAUAUCCGUGUUUCGGUUUGGUGUUUUGGACAGAUUCUCAACAGUCGCAUUUCAAACGCAAUCUCUGGGUGCCGUCUCAGGCUCGGACUUUGAGAGUUAUUUUCAAGUGAUAACCUUUGAGCCUGGGGCGCAUAACGUGAAUGUGACAAUCCCGAUCAUCGAUGAUUUCGUUGAAGAGGAUUCGGAGUCGUUUGCAGUCAGUCUGAAAAGUCCAAGCGGUGCCAGUUUGGAGUAUCCGUACGAAACUGCUGUGGUGCACAUUCUUGACGAUGACUCAAUGUCACUUCAAGUAUUCCCCCUUGAGUCGACAGUCAGAGUCUCUGAGUCGGUGGGGAUCAUUGGAAUUGAGCUGCUGAGGUCGGGACUGAUCGACAGGGUCGUCAACGUCACUGUCAGUCAAAUACCUAAUAACAGCACCUACGCCCUGGCACGGAUGGCCGAUUCUGACCUCCUGAGCGACAGGAUGCAGUCGUUCAGGCCAGGGGAGCAUCAGCUGGUCAUUUUCCUCCAGAUCAACGACAAUGAUAAACGGCAGGGGACCAGGGAAUUUUCGUUGAUGUACCGAGUCCGACAGGACAGCCUCAGGAUCGACUUCCAAGACCUCAUCAGCAUCAUCAUUGAUGACGAUGAGAAUGCCCUAGCCCGUCCGUCAGAUUCUCCUACUGUGUCCCCAGGUCAAGCCUAUGUGUAUUUCGUCGGCCUGCCGUACAUCACCAAGGAAAGCGACGGUCCGCUCCAGAUACCGAUUUUUCGACUCGGCGAUCUCAAUGUGAUGUGCGAGAUCGAGAUCUAUACUUCCAGUGGGACGGCAAUUGACGGUGAGGAUUUCAUAGGCAUCCGAGAGAUUAUCACGAUGGACCCAUUUGCAGCAUCCACGACAGCUUUUAUCUUUAUCUAUGACGAGCCAGCGAUCACAGAAGUGAUGGAUGAAGUCUUCUAUGUCACCAUGAAUGUUAUAGAGGGCGGUGCUCCGGGACGACCCAGUGAGCAGACAGUGGCCGUGAUCAUCCAAGCUGACAUUACGACCACUGCGACUGUGCAGUUUUCGACAGCUUCAGACGUGGCACUGGAGAGUGAUGGUGUCAUCACCAUCAGCGUAGCCAGGCAAGGAUUACUGGAUCAGCAAAUUUCUGUAGUUGUGCUCACACAAGGAGCCACCGCUGAGUCCUCCCUGGAUUUCAUCCCCAUGGAGGGGGUCGUCAUCUUCCCACCCCAGUCCGUACUGCAGACCCUUGAGAUUGAGAUCAUAGACGAUGUUGAGGUUGAGGACGUGGAGUGGUUUUAUGUCACCCUUGGUUCAGUCAGUCAAGGCAUGCUGGGUACUCCGGACAGAACCGAGAUAAUGAUCAUUGACGAUGAUGGAUCAGCUUUUACAGUACCCUCUUCAACUGAGUUCUCUACCACAUCGAGUCCAGCAGUGCAAGACUUCAUCCUAUACAUCAUCAUCGCUGUUGUCGUAGUCGCUGUUCUCGUCGUCAUUGUUAUCAUCGUGAUCUUUUACUUGCGCUACCGACGAUCGAAAGAGAGACGUCCUCGAAAGUUUGAUGAGAUCCCCAUGGGUAGUAAGCUCUCGACACAGAAAGUUCGUUCCAAUUCCUACCUUAAUCGCGGCUCCCCAGUUCCAAUCGUAAAAGGCGCCGUCGUCCCGCAGAGAGAAGUGGACCCAGACACCAAGGAAUAUCCCCGCGAGAAGUUGCGCUUUUACGAGGACGUUGGCAGUGGGGCGUUUGCCACUGUCUUCCGGGCGCAAGCCGUGGGGAUACACCGGCCCGGCGUGGUGUCCACCGUGGCAGUCAAAGUUCUCAAAGAGACGGCAUCAGAGAGCGAUAAGAGUGACUUCCUCAAGGAACUGGCCGUCUUUAAGAUGCUGGACCCUCAUCCAAACAUCAUGACCAUGCUGGGAUGUUGCACGGCUGUUGAACCUCUCUACAUCAUCCUUGAGUUCAUGCCCCAUGGUAAUCUUCAGGGCUACCUCCAACGGAUCCGCACAGGCAAGGAGAAGAGCCACCCAGGGUACCUGGAUGCCACCCAGCGCGUCAUUCAGCCCGAGGAGGUCUUGAAAUUUGCCUCGGAGAUUUGCAGGGGCAUGGAAUAUUUGGCAUCAAAAGAGUGUAUUCAUCGAGAUCUUGCCUGUCGUAAUAUCUUACUUGCCGAGGACUAUGUCUGCAAAGUUUCUGACUUUGGUCUGGCCCGCGAGGUCGAGGGAGAACAGCAGUACGAGAUGAAAUCAAAGGGCAGGGUACCAGUACGUUGGUUGGCUCCCGAGAGUCUACUCCAUAACCUGUACACCUCUCAAAGUGAUGUCUGGUCGUUCGGUGUACUGAUGUGGGAACUGGUCACACUUGGUUCCCACCCUUAUCCAGGCAUGUCAUCUCAGCAGGUCAUUAGCCAAGUCCAGAAGGGUUACCGGCUUCCGAAACCAGAGCACUGCAGCCAAGAAAUCUAUGACAUGAUGGUGAGUUGUUGGAUGGAGGAUCCAGAGAAGAGACCCACAUUCCAGGGGUUGCGUUUCCGUAUCGAGGCUAUGCUCAGCGACGCGCAGGGUUACCUGCAGAUGGAUGGUUUCCGGGAGGAUGACUAUAUCUACAUGUCAGUGGGGCAGGUGUCGGAUGAUGAGGACAGAACGUUGACCUCUGACAACAACCAAGUCAUUGAGGAGGAUAGCCUUUAGAUGGAAGUCACAUUCUGGGGUCAGUUUCAUGGACAUUCAAAAAGGACUUGAAUUUAACACUGUUUAAAAUAUUGAUACUGAGAGCCAGUUCCGGUGUGAACUACAGUUAACCAUAGUUCUACUAACUUCCCUUGAACACACGAUGGUUGGACUUCUCUAGUCGACUAUUUGGAACCAGACCACGGGGUUCGGUUCCAUCACUGGUUACCAAUAGCUGCGCACAUCAUAACGCACAACAGGGAGCCAGGACCAAGAAGUUUCAUGAUGAUGUUCUGACCAUCGUUUGACUAGGGGCGUUAGCACGCUGCUAUUAGUGCGCAGGCGUAAGUUACGUCACAAAUCAACCACUAGUUGACUCAUGGUCCUCGUCCGAACUUGCUCUGAGGUUCAAGUGAGAGGUUGAGAGGUUGCUCUGAGGAUCAAGCACGUUGUUAUUAGUGUGCAGGCGUAAGUUAUGUCACAUAUCAACCACUAGUUGACUAAUUGUCCUUUCCCAAA
Molecule: messenger RNA, 3483 nt
Organism: Patiria miniata (bat star)
Lineage: Eukaryota; Metazoa; Echinodermata; Asteroidea; Valvatida; Asterinidae
Product: ephrin type-A receptor 1-like
Exons: 19
Coding region: 28-2985 (985 amino acids)
Biological process (GO): cell communication; multicellular organism development; cell surface receptor protein tyrosine kinase signaling pathway
Cellular component (GO): membrane; signaling receptor complex
Molecular function (GO): ATP binding; transmembrane receptor protein tyrosine kinase activity
Source: RefSeq, a predicted model, not a curated record